Messenger RNA from Caenorhabditis sp. 36 PRJEB53466, 1933 nucleotides. NCBI's taxonomy places the organism in Eukaryota, Metazoa, Nematoda, Chromadorea, Rhabditida, Rhabditidae. The record is from the annotation of a GenBank genome assembly.
AUGGAGUCGGUAUGUUUUGUUGAUAUUUUAUCUUAGUAGUCAAUAAUCUUAUUUUCAGUUUAUUGUCGUUCGAGCAAACGAUCGAGUCGUUAAAGUUACCGCAAGAAAUGAUGGAACAAUUAACGAGAAGACUUUGCGCAGGGCUUUCCAACUUGAAGAUGACGUCCCGAUCGGAUUAUUCAAAAACGACUUAGCUUUAGCGUAAGUUUUUAAAGGUUUUAUUAAGACAUUUCGAUUUUCGUUAGCAAUUUUGAAUAAAAUUCUGAGCAAAUUUUUAAUUAAGAUUUUUAGGUGCAGAGAUGACGAUGUUUUCGAAUUACAGGAGGGAUGGAAAGGAGCCGAGUUUGAAUUGCGCUGGGAAGAAUCGCGGCGGAAGUUAAAAAAAUUAGGUAUUUUCUAAAUAUUUUGUUUACGUCAGACCCAUUCUCGAGUACGGCUGUGAACUUUUCCAUCCCUCAUCGACAUCCCUCUCCAGCAAAUUAGAGUCUCCCCUUAGAUUUUUCAGUAGAAGAGUCUUCCAAAGAUGUAACAUGCGGUUCGCCUCCUAUAGCGACCGUCUCAGUCAAUCUAAUUUAAAAUCGAUAUUCCACAGAAGGGUUCUUCUUAUUCUCAGAACAUUCCACAACAUAAUCUCGCACAAGUACCAUUUCCCCUCCGUAAGCAUGUUCCUCAAACCCGGCGUCUCCCCCCGUCACCCGUACCACCUAUCCUCCCUUGGCCUACCCCAUGACUCUUUCUUACAUACCCAUCUUGCCCUUUGGAACCGAGUGGCCAAGUUGUUUCCCGAAAGACUGUCCUCUAAGGCCUUCGCGGCGCGCAUCGAGAAGAUCCCCCUAGCUUUUUUGUAUUCUAACUGACCUCUGGCUACUGCCGGCCAAUGGUCAUGUCAAGCCAUUGUUCCUUCCCCCACCCACAUUCCCCCUCUUUUUCUUUUCUUUCUUUUUUGUUGUUGUUAAUUGUAUUCCUAGGUGGCUGAAGAGAAUAAAUGUGUUAUUAUUAUUAAAUAUUUUAACGCCUUUUAUUGAUUUUUUUAACAUUCCAAGAUUUAUUUUAAACAUUAAUAAUUUAUCAAUUCUAGGCGCUACAAAUCCGAAGAAACGGAAAAUCGAGCCAGAAUCUCAAGAACUCCCUGUUGAUGGUGAUUUGGCUGCUUCGAUUGGACGAUACGCUCUCUACUACAAUGUAAAGAAGGACAAUUACAAGAGAAGUGCUAUUCCGUUGACUCCAAGACUUGCGGCAACUUUUCGUCACGGAGAUAACAAAUCAAUCGAAAUAGGUUUGUUAGUUAUGGGUUUAUUUCAUUCAAUUGGCUAUUUCUAGGUGAUGAAAUUGUAAUCCGUUCUUGGUCCGACGAAAAACUUAAAGUAUCAACUCGUGCUGUGAAAAUCGUUGAAGAACUGGACACAAUCAUCUUGGAAUCGGACGGAGCAGAUCUUUGUCAUAAAGAUCUAAUUUCCAAUUCAAUCUUACCUCGAAAGGGAAUGCAAUACCUGAUGGUAAUUUUUUUAUCAAUUAAAGUGGCUUACUAAAUUAUUCCAAAAAAUGCACUUAUUUAGAUGGGAUAUUCGAUUCUUCAUGAAAAGACAAGUCAUCAAUCGCUUUCAACUGGAAUUAUCGUUAGUGAUGUGACUCGAAGAUUGCGAUAUACGGGAUCAAGCGGCUCAUUCAAAGGAGAUAGCGGUGGCAGCUGUUGGAACGAAAACGGGCAACUGAUAGGAAUGCAAAUUGAAGUACAAAAAAGGCCGCACACUCAAGAUGAAAAAGGACGACCGGCUUCACCUGCUUCUGGAGGCCGUUGCUGCAUUGUGGCGAUCAUAUCCAUUCUUGCUAACAUUCAGGUAAUAUUAACUGAUAAUUCAUGUAAACAAUUUUCGGACUUUAGGAUUUGUUGCCACCGGCCGACUCUGAUGGGGAAUAUGAAUGGAAUGAAUGA